Neurospora crassa OR74A is the source of this 5650-nucleotide messenger RNA. RefSeq names its product autoinducer 2 sensor kinase/phosphatase luxQ. Gene Ontology annotation, molecular function: protein binding; phosphorelay sensor kinase activity. The transcript has 4 exons. The coding region runs from base 1065 to 5309 and encodes 1414 amino acids. NCBI's taxonomy places the organism in Eukaryota, Fungi, Ascomycota, Sordariomycetes, Sordariales, Sordariaceae. Gene Ontology annotation, biological process: phosphorylation; phosphorelay signal transduction system. The record is from RefSeq and is a predicted model, not a curated record.
CCCAGACCUACCUCAGGUUAGUACUUGCCGGUAGGGCCUCCAGUCGCUCGGUUAGGUUGCCUUGCCCUAGUCGUAGGGCCAAUCCAUGUACAUAGAGUGCUUUCCCUCUUCGCUGCGGCUGCGUCUGAUUUUAGUUUGCUUUGCUCGCUCCUGCACCUCCGCUCAUUCUCCAGCUGCUUGCUUGCCCGCUCCCGUUUUGUUCUUUCCGCUUCAGUCCCACUUCCACUUCCACUUCUCCUAUGGGCCUGGCAAUCUCAACUCGACUAGUACUUAGCUACUUGCUCUGAACCGGUGACCGAGAAGUAGCGAAAAGUCUCGGCCUUACCUUAGUUCCACUUCAUUCUUUCACUUCAUUGACUUCUUCCAUCGUUUCCUCUUCUUCCCACCACUUCCUCGUCGACUCCCGUCCCAUUCGAUUUCCAACCUCCAGCAUCCGCUAUCUUCAACACUGCGCAUACACCACCACCACCUCUUGGGAUUUACUUGUAGUUUGACCGACAACUACCGCGGCGUACAACCACGGAACAGCUUGCUUCAACCCCCCAAAAAAGCCUCGCGAUUCUCAAGACAGCCAACGACACAAGGCCAACUAAGCCUAUACAUAGUACCUAUUCUAAUCUCGUACCGACAAAAAAGGACUGAUCACUUUCUGCAUUGACACUACAUACGGAAAUUGUUACCAUUGGGCUUCGCCGGCUUCGUUUCUCCCUCGUUGAAACAUCCAGCCAAAGGAUCGGCUACGCCCGACGCUUCCUCUCCGCAUUCCAGUUCCCUUGCCCCAGUGGUUACCACCCGCCCGGUUGAUCAACCACCUCGGUCACAUCCUCGACAGCCACUUUCCGACCGAUAUUCAAGCCACGGACGCCAUGCUCAAGGUUCGACUUCUUCAGUCAUAGCAUUAGAGGUCCUUGCCGUCCUUUAACCUUUAGCCUUUUUUUUCGUCCUUUCCGAGCUUCUCAGGUCGACAAGUAUCCCAACACGCUUCUGCAAUCGAACAAGCCCUGCCGAUUUACGAGUUCCGCAGACCAACAGGAUCUCGUACGACCCAAUUACGGGACGACGACAUGGGCCCCGGUCUUCGAUCCUCCCCAGACGACAAUGACAACCCUGUCUUGCAGGACGAGCCCCGGUCCGCCCGCCAAGAGACGCAACUCCCACAGGACCCCGACAUGCCAUCAGCACUACCGGAGGGGAACUCCGUGUCUCAUCCCGAACCUCCGUCGGAAAGUUUAAUAGAUGACAGGACAACCUUGUCCCAGGGGAACUCGGAGCGCCUCUGGCGAGGCCCGCCUUCCAUGACUCCUCAAGUACGCCGAAGCCAGUCGUCGAGCCCUUUGCGCCUCACGAUGCCCUUCAUAACUCCGGGCCAGCUUGCCUUUUCGGCCAUGCAAUUUUUACCCGUUCCAAUCCUGGUCUUGGAUAGCCUCAAAACAGUGGUACUCGCUAAUGAGUCCAUGGGAAGGCUACUGGGAAUGCCGUCAGAUGCGACGGGAGAGGGGGAUGAUCUGUCUUCGACAAUGGACCAACUCCGUGGCCAGACUCUGUCGCAAGUUGGUAUCGAUCUUAUCCAGGAUGGCAUGCCGGUUUGGAUUGCAUGGGAGCACUUUUUGGACCAGAUUGCCCUCGAGAUGGGAGUUGGAAACAGCGGGGGAAAAGAAAUCUUGAAGUCUGUUCUGCAAACUGAUCCCGACGGAGACGCUACGCCACGCCAAGCAGAGCUCCCUCCAUCGGCUUCCACUUCUUCACCGCGGUCUAGAUCGACAUCGGCUCAAUCAGGAGAUGGCGUGUGUGACGGGGAUGCAGGCAACACAACCUGCCGCCCAUCACCAAACGCUGUUGUGGAUGUGGUCAUAGUCAAGAGAGAUAUCGCCCGGUCAACAUAUCAUACCCGCGCCCGGUCAGAAAGUUCUACAUUCCACGCACAGGCCAAGAUGAUCAUUUCGGUCUGGCAGUUGAGCCCGCAGCAAACCUUUUUUACCCUCACUUUCACCAACACCGAUUCCAAGUAUGUUCCCCCGGUUGGUGCCAAGAAGCUGGCUGGAAGGCGUGACGUUUUGGAUGCUGCUGAAAAAAAGUACCCUUAUAGCAUAAACGACCCUCCCUCUUUGACAUCAAGUCGUGAUUCGCGUUCUCGCUCUCCGUCCUUUCCCCUAAGUCCUUCUGCGGUCGCCAUGUCUUCCAGUCCUUUCCCUCCGCUUGGACCUCCGUCUCACUCUUCCAUCACCAGUGCUCCUUCCAUGCUCCAAAAGAUCACUGUCAUGAAAGAUGCCCUUCUGGAUAAGACACAAACGCCAAUCAUCGCCAUGUGGAAGGACGGGAGUGUGAUCCUUCCCAAUAAACCUGCCCGGCGCCUCUCUUAUCCAGACCCUGUGCAAGGCGCUCCCCACGAAGGUUUCAACCUCUUGUCACAGUGGAGAAUGUGGACAGAUGAUUUCAGCAGACAGCUGGAGACCGACGAAUACCCAAUAUCUCUUAUGAUCAAAAGUGAAACGCCCUUUGAAAGCUUCAGAGUCGGCAUGCUGGGUCCAGACGACGAGCGGCUAAUAUUCGACGUUGAGGGAGCAGUGAUUCGAGAUGAGAUCACAGGCGAACUUCUGGCGGGUGUGAUAACAUGCAGGGACAUCACGCGAAUCGAGCAUGAAAUCAGUCAGAUCAAAGCAGCAGACGAGGAAAGGUUCAGAUUGAUAUGCGAGACCAUGCCUCAGCUCGUGUGGACUGCGGGACCAGACGGCGCACAUGACUUUUACAAUAGCAGGUGGUACAGCUACACAGGUCUGAGCGUAGAAGCUUCGCUAGGCGGAGGCUGGAGAACGGCGUUCCAUCCCGAUGACUUGGCCGAGGCUGACAAGCGAUGGCAAAAUUCAACUCGAACCGGCGAGCCAUAUGUGAUAGAGUACCGGUGCCGCAGCAAAGAUGGCGAGUGGAGAUGGUUCCUUGGCCGUGCGCUGCCUCUGAAGAACAAACAAACAGGGGAAAUUGAAAAGUGGUUUGGAACCUGCACUGAUGUGCACGAAACUAUGGAAGCAAAGCUCGAAGCCAAGCGGACAAGACAACAGCUACGUAGCGUCAUUGCUCACUCACGCAUGACCAUGUUCGCUGUUGACCCCAAUCGAAAGGUUACCUUGCUGGAGGGAUCGUUAAUAUGGGAUGCUCUCUCGCCGGAGUGUGGCAGCUCCUCUUGGUUUAUCGGGAAGGAUGUUUACGAAGUUUUCAACAACAUCAACCAACAAUUACCGGAUGGUCAGACGCCUGCUUUUCUGCAGCCUCUUGAGUCCAUACUUGGCGGAAAGUCACCGGUGGAACUGCAGGACCACAAGUUUGCAGGUAGAUGGUACCGCACCGGUUUUCAGCCCAUUCUCAGGAGAGAUCCUCUUACCGGAAACUCUACAGAGGAUUUCAUCGAAGGCGUCAUGGGCUUUAUAAUGGACGUAACCGAAUUAAAGGAUCGCGAAAGGGACAUUGAGGCUCAAGCACUGGAGAAGAGACAACUUCUAGCCAAUGAAGCAGCCGCAAAGGAAGCAAGCCGGCUCAAGAGCCAGUUUUUGGCCAAUAUGUCUCAUGAGAUUCGGACACCCAUUACCGGUGUGAUCGGAAUGGCGGAAUUAUUGCUUGAUGUUGAGCUUGAUGCUGAGCAACGAGAGCUAACGGAGAAUAUUUUCCGUUCCGCGAACGCACUUCUGACUGUAAUCAACGACAUUCUUGACUUCUCAAAGAUUGAGUCUGGGCGACUGGAUAUCGAAGAAGUACAAUUUUCAUUAGCUGUUGUUAUUCAGGAGGUCGGCAAGAUGCUUAGCUUCACCGCUGAGCGGAAAAGCUUAGCCUUUAACUACGAGAUUUGUUCAGAUAUUGGGAUUGAUCUCGUGGUUAUGGGAGACCCUGGACGUGUGCGGCAAAUCAUCACGAACCUGGCCACGAACAGCAUCAAGUUCACACAUGAGGGUCACGUUAAGCUACAUGUCUCUGUCGAACAGGAAACGGACGAUACUAUUGAGGUCAAGUUCGUGAUUCAGGAUACGGGCAUUGGUAUCGAAGAAGAAGUGCUCAAACGGCUCUUCCAGCCUUUCAGUCAGGGAGAUCCCUCGACAGCGCGGAAAUUUGGGGGUACCGGUCUAGGGUUGACCAUUUCCAAGAACUUGCUGGAACUGAUGAAAGGGCGCAUGGCGCUCGCAUCCAAAAAGGACGAAGGAACUACAGCCACGUUCUGGAUCCCAUUCAAGAAGCCACAAAAAGCACAGUCGAUUACCGGCCCGCUAUCUGACAGAUUACAGAGCGAGACAAGCGUGUCUUGUAACUGCCCGGCUCCGGCUGACCAGGAGUCAGGUGCGCUGAGCGGCGAGCAGAGGUCGGCAUGGAGACAAUCCUCGACAAGCCUCUCCCCCACCACCUCGCAAGAGGAGCUCUCCAUGCCGGACCGCAGCAAGAUCUUUAUCCUGGUAGUCGAAGAUAACGAGAUCAACCAACAAAUCGCCAUCAGGACGAUCAGAAAACUAGGCUUCCAAGUCGCGGCCGCCUGGAACGGCAAGGAAGCUCUCGAAUACCUGUCUAAAGCCAGCACUGGCAAGACACGGAAACCGGACAUCAUUCUGAUGGACGUACAAAUGCCUCUGAUUGAUGGGUACCUGUGCACCCACCUCCUCCGGCACCACGCCCCGUACAGAAGCUACGUGAGAGAUGUGCCGAUCGUGGCCAUGACCGCCUCGGCAAUCCAAGGCGACAAGGAAAAAUGCAAGAGGGCGGGCAUGGAUGAUUACCUGUCCAAACCUGUCAAAAGAACAACGCUCGAAAGGAUGUUGCUGAGGUGGUGCACUACCAAAAGGGAAGAACUCUCGCCGAUUACGUCGCAAUGCACAGAGUCUGGUGAGCAUUGUCAGAGUGCUGGUAUUCCUGCUGUUGGGCUGAAUGAAGAGCCGUCUGAAUUGGACUUGAAUGCGUAUGACAACGUUGAUGAUCAUGAAGGGUCGAAUCUUGCUACGCCUAUGGGUCCUGGCCGAGUUGCAGAGGGGAUGUCUCCAGGGGGUGGCGCUGAGAUUGAGCAGUCUCCGACGGCGGGAUACUUUUCGUCAGGGUCAGGUUCUGGACACGGCGUGCCAGACGCGACAAAACCAACAGGAGACCCUGGUGAGCAGACAGGGCUUGGUCAAGCUGAACAGCUUCUUGAUGCCAGUUCGCAGCAUUACCCAUCACAACCGAGCGUGGCAGAUAUGACGACAAGUCCGGCCUCGAUAGAGCGGAGGGAAGGAGAGGCGUUGACGGAGGAAAAUCUGGGCAAGCUGCAGGAAGAACAAAACGAAGAAUUGCAAAGCAUCUAAUAAGUAAAGGGAAUGGGGUGGGAAUGAAAUAAAUAUCUUUUCACCAGAAAGCGGAAUCACUUCCUUUUAGAACAUGGACAUCAGGCCUGGGGCAUAAUAUGUAUGGACAGGGUUUAUGUACAGGUUAAGGCAUGCUAUCAACGGGGUUCUUUGCUAGGACAAAUAGCUUUAUCGCCUUUGUUGCUUGCGUCCAUGUGAGCAUUUCCGAAGAAACAUGGUAAUGGACGGACAGAUUCAGCGGAGAUAAAUGUUUGGGUGCGGAUGAAAAGCAAGCGGUGUUGUAGGUAUAGAUGGAUAGGCGCAAGAAGCAAGGUGAUAAAAUCUACACUGCAAUUACCAAA